GAAGAAAAAAAACAAAUACAGAUAUAUGGGAAAAAGCAGGAAAUUAAAAUAAAUAAAAAAAUUGAAACGUGGCAAAUUUUCCAUUGGAUGGGGUCAAGUAAUAGCAAGUUAAAAAUAGUAGAGCACUGGCAAAUGCCAAAUGCUUUGCCUUCACGCGACUGACAAAACAGGUUUGGAUUUGGGAAGAGUAAACACAAACACUGACUAGGACUCGCUAUUUGCCACUGCUGAACAGUAACAGAAGUGAGCCACCACUACCAAAGUGUAUAUAAAGCAACACUAAUUAAACCAAAAAAGAACACCUCUUUGUCACUUCCUCAGCAAGAAAGAUUCAUGGGUUUUUAUUUGACAUUUAGUGGGUUGUGGUGGAAAAUGGUUAGAGGAGUGAGUAAAGGACCCACCUUCAAAAGGAGAAAUUGUUAGAAUUCAACAAACACCAGCACCCAAGUGGGCCUUUUGAUUCUCUCCUUCCUUCAAGCCCUUCUCUUUCUCUCUAUCUUUCAGCUCUAGCCUUUUGGUUUGGUGGGUUUUAAGGAAGGAAGAUUUUAAAGAUUGAUUCAAGUCCUAGAAGCUCACACUGUUUGCAUUUCUAUCCCCUUUUAGCCAGUAUUUGCGUAGGAUUCAAAGUAGUUAUCUUUAUUCUCUCAUCUUCUUUUUUUUUUUCUCUUACUAGAAUCAUUUUUAUUUGAUAGACUCCUGUUUGUCAAUAAAGUUUAGUUAACUUUUUGCACGAUUGGUUGCUUCUAGAAAUGGUGGCAAAUUUAUGUCAUGUAAUUCUGUUCGAUUAACUAUGCAUUCGUGGGAAUAGGCUGAUGUAUCUGUUCCUGGAUUCGUCAGAUUCUAUCGUUUUCUGCAGAUUCUUAAUUCAGGCUGCUAUUGAAUAAGUUUUCACAGUAUGGGUUGGCUGACCAAAAUUUUCAAAGGUUCUAGCUAUAAAGGCCAGUAUCAUGGGAAGUAUGCAGAUGAUAGAUAUUGGCAUGAGCCUCGCCGCUCAGUGGAUGAUUCAUCUGACUUCGACAGAGAAGAGAUUGAUUGUGCUAUUGCAAUAUCUCUUUCUGAAGUAGAUCAAAAAGGAAAAAAGAUUGUUCAGGAAGAUGAUGAGUCCAGCCUGUCAGACGAAGAUGCUGAGGAAGAAGAAAGGCUUGCGAGGGCUGAGGAAGAAGAAAGGCUUGCGAGGGCCGAGGAAGAAGAAAGGCGUGUGAGAGCUGAGGAAGAAAAAAGGCGUGCGAGAGCCGAGGAAGAAGAAAGGCGUGCAAGAGCCGAGGAAGAAGAAAGGCGUGCGAGAGCCGAAGAAGAUGAAAAGCGUGUACGAGCUCAAUUGGAGGAAGAUGAACAACUUGCCAAAGCUCUUCAAGAAAGUUUAUAUGUGGAUACACCUCCUCAAUAUGAUUUUGGAAAUGCAUUUUCACCUUAUCCAUUUCUCUUUCCAUCUGGUUACAGGAUCUGCGCUGGGUGCAAUGCUGAAAUUGGUCAUGGGCGCUUUCUUAGUUGCAUGGGUGCUGUCUGGCAUCCUGAAUGUUUUCGUUGCAAUGCUUGUAAUCAGCCAAUUACUGAUUAUGAGUUUUCUAUGUCUGGCAAUCGCCCUUACCACAAAUCAUGCUAUAAGGAGCGGCAUCACCCAAGAUGUGACGUUUGUAACAACUAUAUCCCAACAAGUUCAGCUGGUCUCAUCGAAUAUAGGGCACAUCCUUUCUGGCAUCAAAAGUACUGCCCCUCACAUGAGCGUGAUGGGACUCCUCGUUGCUGUAGUUGUGAAAGAAUGGAGCCUAGAGACACAAGAUAUUUAUCCCUUGAUGAUGGUCGGAAGCUAUGUCUGGAGUGCCUUGACUCUGCAAUAAUGGAUACUCAUGAAUGCCAACCUCUUUACUUUGAGAUACGAGAAUUUUAUGAAGGUUUGAAUAUGAAGGUGGAACAGGAAAUUCCUUUACUUUUGGUUGAGAGACAAGCUUUGAAUGAGGCCAUGGAGGGAGAAAAGAAUGGUCAUCAUCAUUUACCGGAGACAAGAGGACUCUGCUUAUCUGAAGAACACACUAUCGCCACAGUUUCAAGGAGGCCAAGGAUAGGUGCAGGCUACCGCUUUAUAGACCUAAUAACCGAACCGUAUAGGCUAAGCCGUCGGUGUGAAGUGACUGCAAUACUUAUUUUAUAUGGCCUCCCUAGGUUGUUGACAGGUUCAAUCCUGGCGCAUGAGAUGAUGCACGCAUGGCUUAGGCUUAAAGGUUAUCCGAACCUAAGUCCACAGGUUGAAGAAGGUAUAUGCCAGGUGCUCGCACAUAUGUGGUUGGACUCUGAGAUCUACUCUAGUUCUGGAGUUGAUGCUUCAUCAUCGUCAUCGUCAGCAUCUUCAUCAUCAUCAUCAUCACCAUCAUCGUCUUCUUCAUCUACAUCAUCAAAGAAGGGAAAACGGUCCGACUUUGAGAAGAAACUUGGUGAAUUUUUCAAACACCAAAUUGAGUCUGAUACAUCAUCAGCUUAUGGAGAUGGGUUCCGGCGUGGUAUCAAGGCAGCAGGGAAAUAUGAUCUGAGGAGAACCCUUGAGCAUAUUAAGCUGACAGGAACUUUUCCUGAAUGAUUUACUGGUUAGAUGAAUACUACAACAAGAAUAAUGUCUCACCCUUACAAAUAGUAGUAACUGCAUAUAAUCUAUAGGAUCAAAACAUAAAAUACCUUGGGAGACUGAAUAAGGGAACAAAAUGCUUUUGCCUUCAAGCAAUUGUAGUCUUUUGUCAUAAAGUUGACAGAGCAUUGUAUGUUGUGAAAAGGGAUGUUCAAACUCUAGAAAGAUAUUUCAAGGAUGUUUUAGAAAACAAAAGCCAAUGAAUUUUCAGUUAUAAAUUUAUUCCAUAUA
Molecule: messenger RNA, 2848 nt
Organism: Jatropha curcas
Lineage: Eukaryota; Viridiplantae; Streptophyta; Magnoliopsida; Malpighiales; Euphorbiaceae
Source: RefSeq, a predicted model, not a curated record